AUGCAUAUUCCAUUCACCAACCUCGAUGUCUUCACUCAAACCCGUUAUCUGGGUAACGCUCUUGCCGUCAUCCGUCCCCAGUCACCCAGCACCCUUUCACAAACCCAAAAAUUGCAAAUCGCCAAAGAAUUCAAUCUUUCCGAAGUCGUUUUUCUCCAUCUCCCCGAAUCGAAAGAUUCAAAUCCAAAGGAACUCGUAGUCGAUAUUUUCACGACUUCUGCCGAGAUUCCUUUUGCUGGUCAUCCUACUAUUGGAACCACAUUCUUCGUACUCAAUUAUUUGGGACUGAAGAGUGUAGAGGCUUUAAUCACCAAGGCUGGGAGAAUCCCAAUCACGCUUGAUGGGGAUGGAAAAGUGGCCAGGGCGGAAAUACCGCAUAAUGUGCAUCUACAUGAGAAAACAUAUCCGUUUAGAGACUUUGAUACAGGAGAAGAAACGCAAUCUCCUAUUGUCUCGAUCGUCAACGGAAUGACGUUCGUGCUCGUGAAUCUUCCUUCCCUGGAACAUCUAGCACGAGCGGUGGAAACCAAAAAUCUAAACCCCAGUUCGUAUAAUACGGAAAACUUAGAUGAUGGGUGGAGAAAUGGUUUGUGUUCGACUAUGUAUUACGUGCAUGUUGGGGAUGAGCAGGGGAGGAAAAGAUAUCGAACGAGAAUGUUUGAAUCGGAAGAAGAUUCGGGGACGGGAAGUGCUAGUUGUGCGUUGGCUUGUUAUUUGACGAGGAACGAGGAGGUGAAGGGAGCGAAGGAAAUGAAAUUUAAGUUUGAGCAGGGAGUGGAGAUGGGGAGGAGGAAUGAAAUUUUUGUAGAUGUGAAGACGAAGGAGGAUGGGCAGGAGAUCGAAAAGGUGGUAUUGAGUGGAGAGGCGGUUAAGGUUAUGGAGGGGACCUUGGAGGUUUAA
Molecule: messenger RNA, 900 nt
Organism: Botrytis deweyae
Lineage: Eukaryota; Fungi; Ascomycota; Leotiomycetes; Helotiales; Sclerotiniaceae
Exons: 1
Coding region: 1-900 (299 amino acids)
Biological process (GO): biosynthetic process
Cellular component (GO): cytoplasm
Molecular function (GO): isomerase activity
Source: RefSeq, a predicted model, not a curated record